Gongylonema pulchrum is the source of this 219-nucleotide messenger RNA. The record is from the annotation of a GenBank genome assembly. Lineage: Eukaryota; Metazoa; Nematoda; Chromadorea; Rhabditida; Gongylonematidae.
AUGAUCCGAGCUGUGAUUCGUACAAAUAUCACGCGCCGAGCAUCCAUAAAAGCAUUGUUUCGUUUAUCGUCCGAUCAGUGUCAGUCGAAGGGACUCUGGCGUGGCUGUGCUGAUCGAUUGAUGACGAAGAAUAAUCAGAAAAAAGACGAACUGGAAGAAUUUUUGCCAAGCGCAUGGAUGAGGAAAAACGAAGUGAAAUAUUCCUGUGUUUGGUUCUAA